AUGGGAGACUUCUACCAGUUCGCCCCCGUGCGGGAAACAAGCCUCCUGAUCAACAGACCGCCGGACCGAACACAGACCCCCCUGCGACAAGCGACCAUCUCUCACCACAGCGGCUGCAGAUUGUGGCAUCUGUUCAAAACCGUUGUGCUCCUCGAAGACCAACUCCGGGCACGCAACGAUCCCCAACUUCGCGCACUCCUGGAUCGAGUUCGUAACGGGCGCCAGACGCAGCAAGACCUCGACUUGCUCAACGAAAACAUUGUAGGACGCUCCCAAAUCACCUUCCACGAUGGUUUGCGUGCUAUAACGCCACUGAACCGCACCCGCUGGGCCCUCAACAUGGAAGCUGUCGUGGGCUGGGCGCGCUUCAACAAGCGGCAUAUCCGGAUCUUUGUCUCGACUCACACCUGGCGCAACGGCACGCUUUCUCCAAACAUCGUAGCGCGAACCAUAGGACAAGGUGACGACUCCGCUUGCAAGGUCCCCGGCGUCUUCUUCUACGCCCAGGGCAUGCCUGUGGUUGUGAACAAGAACAUCUACACUGGCUUGAAAGUUGUGAAUGGGGCCGACUUUACUGCCGUGGACGUAAUACUCGAUCCCAAUCACCCAGGAUACCACUUGGCGGAUGACGUGACCAUCCACUUCGGGCCACCGCUCGGCAUUCUUCUGCAGUCCGAGGAGACGAAGGCCUUGGCGAUACCGUCCCUCCCGGUGGGGACGGUACUCAUCCGCCCCAUGUCACAUACACUUGAUUCGACUAACUCUCACUUCAAAUUCUUGUCGGCAAGAUGCACGCGACGUGGAUUGCCCGUCGUACCAGCGUUCGUCCUCACCGAUUACAAAGCCCAGGGUAAAACGUUCGUGGAAGUACUGUUGGAGCUGCGUGGAAAUCGUGUGACCAAUGGUGAACCCUCCAGGUGCGAUUUUACGAGCCUCUAUGUGCAACUGUCCAGGUGCACCUCGCUUCGGGGCAUCAAGCUUCUUGGUCCUGUGAGACAGCAUGAUUUCAUUGGCAAUGGGCUGGAUCCGGCCAUAAUUGAUGGAAUGCAGAGACUCAAGAACUUGGCCGCAGAAACGAGACGGUUAUACGAGGACCAGGGUUUCGAAAAGUAG
This is a messenger RNA of Hirsutella rhossiliensis, 1113 nucleotides long. Its product is annotated as PIF1 protein. Lineage: Eukaryota; Fungi; Ascomycota; Sordariomycetes; Hypocreales; Ophiocordycipitaceae. The coding region runs from base 1 to 1113 and encodes 370 amino acids. The record is from RefSeq and is a predicted model, not a curated record. The transcript has a single exon.